AUGGAUCGCCUUCAGGAUCCCGCAACGACCCAAGCGCCUCUUCAGGUCAUGGAGACCCUCUCCAAACUCGCCAAAGAAGGAUCAGCAGUAAUAACACCAACAACUCCAUACGAAACUAUCCUCGGAAUGGAAAAGAGCCCCAUCAAUAUCCUAUUCUUCCAGGCGACCGCCAUCUUUUUCCUCCUCCAAUUCGUCCUCUUCUACACAACCUGGGCGAUAUUCCCCAUCUUUGGGAAAGAACGUCGUCGACUGGGCUGGACUCUGAGCUUCUUCUGCUCCGUUGGGUUCUUGAUCCCGUCCUUACUCCAGUUCGGAUACGUCCGCUUGACUAUUUAUGAGCGACUUGGGCUGGACGCGAUCUCGUUGGGUAUGGCUGAUCCAGAGAGCGCGACUGUGUUUACGGUCUGGGCACCCCAGUUCUUGAGCUGGGUCCAACAGCUCCCUGCUUACGCGUUCUCCCCCACCGAGGUGCCCUCUUCCCUGUCCCUGUCUCUGAUCCUCAAGACCCUCUCAAAUGCAGAGGGUGUUCUUCGGCUCGGUGGCGCAGCCCUACAAUGGAUGGUUUCACUCCCUAUCUUCUCACUCGCGCCCCUCAAACCAACCCAACUCUUCAACCCACAAGCAUUAUCAUCAUACCUCGGCGGAGGCACGCGUCUAUUGUACUCACUCGAGAACUUCCCACAGGAGUCUGUCUUUGGCGCGGUCGCGGUCGCGUACUUUGUGGGGUACGCUCUAGGAGAUCUGAUUCUGGGCUUUAUUCAUUACCCGGAUCAUGUCGACCCGCUGUCCGGGUGGGUCCAUCAUAUUGUGUAUAUCUUACUGGCCUGGCGACUGGCGAUGGUGAACCACCUCUGGAUCUUUUCCAUCUGCGGUGGACCCCUUGAGGUAUCGACGGUUUUCCUGGCAAUAAGCAACAUGUUCCCGCACCUGGAGAGCGCACGCUCUUUCUGGUUCCCCCUCACGUUCGUCCUGGCGAGGAUCAUUGGACAUGCACUGAUACUCCAGGAGAUUCUGUUCAAUUACCCAACACCCUCGGGGUCUGCAGAGCUCUUUGCGGGGUCGUUGUGUCUGCAUGUGUUUUGGAUCUGGAAGUACUAUAUGGGCGUGCGGCGGCGUGCGCAUCGGGCCAAGAAGGCUGCUGCUCUGGAGCAGAAGCAGAAGCAGAGGCAGGCAAAAGAGAAGGUGGCAAUUGGUACUUCUACGUCCUCGUCCAUGGGAUCUGAAGGAAAGACGAUCCAGCUGCGUAUUCAGAAAAGUAAGAAAUAG
Linnemannia hyalina is the source of this 1266-nucleotide messenger RNA. Lineage: Eukaryota; Fungi; Mortierellomycota; Mortierellomycetes; Mortierellales; Mortierellaceae. The record is from the annotation of a GenBank genome assembly.